This is a messenger RNA of Lactuca saligna, 366 nucleotides long. NCBI's taxonomy places the organism in Eukaryota, Viridiplantae, Streptophyta, Magnoliopsida, Asterales, Asteraceae. The record is from the annotation of a GenBank genome assembly.
AUGUCUUCAAUACACGACGACACCACCACCUUCUCCGACGACGUCAAACUGUCCACCGGAAUACACCGCUGCUCAGUCCGCCGCAGAUUAUGGCCGUUACGGAGGCAGAAGAAGAAGAACAAGCUGCCGACGGUGAGAUUAGGAGGAAAGCGGCAGUUACUGGUGAGGUUUUUGAAAAGGAUUCGGAUAAAGUGGAUGAAGAUGAAGAAGGCGUGCACUUUGAAGAAGCUGAAAGAGUAUUAUUACUCUGUUUUGAAGGAUGUAAUUGAAGCUGGUGGAAGCUUCGAAACGUUUCAACAGAGACUUCUUCUCGAAACGUCGUUUGCUGUUCCUGUUAUGGGCCUUUCAUUCAACACGUUCCAUUGA